UAGCGCUGCCACCUUCACCAUGGUGCUGAGCGGGAUGUGAGUCUGGGAUCAGAGUACACCUUGCACAUAAUAGGAUCCCGGGAUGAAGCCUUGAUGAGUCUGCUUGGGGUUGUUCUCCCGGAUCCAUCGCUGUCUUAUAUUUCCAGGAGAUAGGGAAUGCUAUCUGCACCUCUGCAUCAAUGUUUCACUGGAACAAGUGGAAGAAGAGGAUGGGGGCUAACAUCUCCUCCAAAAGACCAGUGUUUGAUGAGAAGGAGGAUGUGAACUUGGAUCAUUUUCAGAUUCUCCGGGCAAUUGGCAAGGGAAGCUUUGGCAAGGUCUGCAUUGUUCAGAAAAAAGACACCGAGACAAUGUACGCCAUGAAGUACAUGAAUAAACAGCAGUGCAUCGAGCGGGACGAAGUACGCAACGUGUUCCGGGAGUUGGAGAUCCUGCAGGAAAUUGAACAUGUCUUUUUAGUUAAUCUUUGGUAUUCCUUCCAGGAUGAAGAGGACAUGUUUAUGGUUGUAGACUUACUCUUGGGUGGAGAUCUUCGAUAUCAUCUACAGCAAAAUGUCCAGUUUACAGAGGAGACAGCUAAGCUGUACAUAUGUGAAAUGGCUCUAGCUUUAGACUACUUAAGAAGUCAACAUAUAAUUCAUCGAGAUGUAAAGCCAGACAACAUCCUCCUUGAUGAACAAGGCCAUGCUCAUCUAACGGACUUCAAUGUGGCGACCAUAAUCAAAGAUGGUGAAAGAGCUACUGCAUUAGCUGGAACCAAACCAUACAUGGCUCCAGAAAUAUUUCAGUCUUUUGUUAAUGGAGGAACUGGCUACUCAUUUGAGGUGGACUGGUGGUCAUUAGGGAUAAUGGCCUUUGAGUUACUCCGAGGAUGGCGACCAUAUGACAUCCAUUCAAACAGUUCAGUGGAAUCUCUGGUCCAGUUGUUUAGCACAAUCACUGUCCAGUACUCGUCAGUCUGGUCGAAGGACAUGAUUGCACUGUUACGGAAGCUAUUGACGGUGAACCCUGAACAUCGCUGCUCUUGCCUUCUGGAUAUUCAGACAUCAACAUAUUUAUCAGAAGUUGUCUUGGAAGAUAUACUGGAGAAGAAAGUGGAACCAGGUUUUGUUCCAAAUAAAGGUCGACUGCACUGUGAUCCCACGUUUGAACUAGAAGAGAUGAUCUUAGAAUCAAGACCACUCCAUAAAAAGAAGAAAAGGCUGGCCAAGAACAAGUCCAGGGAUAACAGUAAAGACGGUUCGCAGUCUGACGACUACCUCCAGGAAUGUCUAGAUGGCCUUCAACAAGAAUUUGUAAUUUUUAAUCGUGAAAAGCUAAAGAAGACUGCAGAUAUGGGAUCCCGAUCAGGAAUGGAAUCUACAGAUGAGGCAGAAGCAGAAGGUGCAGCAGAGCCGGACAUAGAAAAUGAAGCAGAAAGUUCCACCCUCAACAUGUGCAGCUCAGUUUGCUCCUCAACGGGCCGCAUCCACUAGUGACAUGUGCUGAGAUCGUGACCAUGACAAUGUUGGUUUCGUGUUGCAUAUGUGAACUUUUUUGAAGCAGAAACACAUGGUGCAGCCAAAUACAGCUGAACUACUAGAUCAGUGGAUAAGGUGCACUUAGCUAGUACUGAUUUCUAUAUAGUGCAGCUCCUGGUUGCUUGUUUCACUCAGAACUUUAAUAUUAAUGGCUCCAUUUAGAAAGGUGACCACAUUAUAACUUGGAGAUGUUUAGAAAUGGCUUUGGUACAACUAAAGAUGCCUUUUUAAUAGAUC
Nanorana parkeri is the source of this 1757-nucleotide messenger RNA. RefSeq names its product serine/threonine kinase 32C (gene STK32C). The record is from RefSeq and is a predicted model, not a curated record. The coding region runs from base 180 to 1475 and encodes 431 amino acids. The transcript has 12 exons. Gene Ontology annotation, biological process: G protein-coupled receptor signaling pathway; regulation of signal transduction; protein phosphorylation. Lineage: Eukaryota; Metazoa; Chordata; Amphibia; Anura; Dicroglossidae. Gene Ontology annotation, molecular function: ATP binding; G protein-coupled receptor binding; G protein-coupled receptor kinase activity.